Paramormyrops kingsleyae is the source of this 4099-nucleotide messenger RNA. It is a transcript of the gene fdxacb1, whose product is annotated as ferredoxin-fold anticodon binding domain containing 1. Gene Ontology annotation, cellular component: cytoplasm. Gene Ontology annotation, molecular function: rRNA (uridine-N3-)-methyltransferase activity. Gene Ontology annotation, biological process: rRNA base methylation. The record is from RefSeq and is a predicted model, not a curated record. Lineage: Eukaryota; Metazoa; Chordata; Actinopteri; Osteoglossiformes; Mormyridae.
UUAUAAAAAUAUAUCUAGGUCAUUUAUAAAAAGUUAAAUUAAUAUCGUGGCUUAAAUAGACCAUCGGACGCAAAAACACUGUUUAAAUAUAUUUUUACAGUUUUGUAACACAUCUCUGUGUUUCCUUCAGGGUUUUUUUGUAACCCGAACUCCUGGGAAAAUUUAAGUACUUAAGAAAAGGUUGCUUUGAUAAGAAUGGGAAUUUAUUCGACUGUGUGAAAAUGGCGGAACCGUGCACUGUUGACAGCGAUUUAUUUUGCUGAUAUUUUAAAUGAUGAUUUAAAAUAUCAAUCAUUAAGCGCAUGGCGCAGUCCCGCUGAGUACAUCGUGAAGUGAGUUGGGACAGACUGCAGCCACAUGCGUUACUAAAAGCUGCUUACUGUCUCUCGCUGACCGCUCGCAUCAUAAGCUAGAUUUUUCCCAGUUGAACGAAACGUGAUAUUGCUGAAUAUGUGAAUCAAAACAUAUUUGCAUUGAUAAUAUGUCUGUUUAAUCAUACAAUUAUACAGCCUUUCACUGUCAAGGACGUCUAGGGCUCCUACUUUUGGCUUUGGGCUGCUGUGACAAAGAAUCUGCGUUUUAAAUACCCUUUUGUAGAUGUGUAAAUGUGUUGUCCGGCAGAGACACAAUGACAGCUCCUCGGGAAGUGUUGCUUGUCGGGGAAGGAAAUUUCUCCUUCUCGGCUGCUUUAUGCCAGGCUGCGGGAGGCAGUGCCAAGGUUACGGCCACCUGCUUUCAGGCCGAGGAUGUGGCUCGGCUUCAGGACGGCGCUGCGGAGAACAUACGGAGACUUUCAGAGUCCGGCGCAGAUAUGUACUACGAGGUGGACGGCACAGCCCUGGAGUGCACGUCCCUGAAACAGCGGUCCUUUGACUGCAUCAUUUUCAACUUCCCCCACUGCGGGCGAAAGAGUGGAGUGAAGAAGAACCGCAGCCUGUUGGCUAAGUUUUUCCUCAGCUCCAUUCAGGUGCUAAAGAACGGUGGUGAGAUCCACGUCGCCCUGUGCAACGGGCAGGGGGGGACGCCCGCGGAUAAGCCGACUAGGGAGUGGCACAACAGCUGGCAAGCCGUUGCUAUGGCUGCUGAGGCUGGUCUUAUCCUGAGUCAGAUCUGUCCCUUUGACCAUGAGAAAUACCAGAGCUACAAGUGCACCGGCUACAGGAGCCAAGACAAAGGUUUCCAUGUAGAAGGGGCGCUAAAUCACAUCUUUACGCAUAGCUUGCCCUACGCUGCUAUACCGAGUAUAAACCUGGAAGCCGUUGUGGGAAAGGAAAUCAUUCUCUUUGAGUUUCCCAAGGAGCUGACUGAGUUUGCUAACAGGAAUUUCCUGGAUCCAAAAUCUCACCACCCAGUACAAAUGGUCCAGGAGCAGCUGUUGAAGGAACUGGAGUCCUUGUGGCCUGUGCAGGUGGUAGAUGUUGACUUCCCCUUUCUCUUCCGCGAUUCUCCGGAAAGACUGCAGGCCUGUGGCCCUGAUAUAACGACGUCCGACAUUUACUGGAUCCGGCCCGUUGAGGUUCACAAUCUGGGCGAAGAAGACUGUCGGCCAGAUGGGAGCCAGGACAGCCCAACAGGGAACUAUGGACUCUGGCCGUCCCUGCUGCUGCAUGUCCAGGAAGUGGUCCAGCGCAGUGACUUCUGCCCCGGGGUUCUGUUCAGGCUGAGUGGACCAGUCUACCGCAGGGUUCCUGUGUCCAGGAACACCUCCCCCGCCUUUCACCAGCUGCUCCUGGUCGGAGCCCUGCCUUCUGAGCCUGAGCCAGUCGGGCAGCUAAGGAAUUGCCUGGAGAUGCUCCUGGCCCCAUAUGGAAUUGCACUGGAAGAGGAAGAUAGGAGCCGUGUACACGAGCUGUGGUUGAAGGUAAAGGGUUCCUUCAAGGUUGGACGUUUGGAGGUGCUCUCUGCCCCUGACGAUGUACAGCAGCUGUGUGUGGUGACCCUUAACCUGGACCUGCUGGCCGCGCAGAUCUUCGGCGUGACCGAUUGGCGGCUCCUUUGGAGCCCCGACUUCCGCUUCCUGUCCCACUUCCUCCCCAGUUCACCAGGACCCUUCCGGCCUUUCUCCCUGUACCCGCCCACCUACGUGCACGACGUCAGCUUCUGGGUGGAGCCCGACAGCUUCGAUGAGCUGGCUUUCCACUCGCUGGUGCGGCGGGUGUCGGCGGGAGCCGUCAGGGAGGCGACGCUGGUCGACCGUUUCCGGCACCCGCACAUGGGCCACGCCAGCAUGUGCUACCGGCUGACUUACCAGUCUGCUGACCGCGCGCUGUCGUACAGCCAGGCCCUGGCCAUGCAGCUGGAGCUGCGCAGGCUUCUCCCCUUAGAGCUGCAGGUCACAAUGCGCUAGAGAGGCUGGUGGAGAGUAGAGCACCAAGAUGAAUGCUGUCAAUAUGAGACCCAGUUGCAACCCAGCAGGGAAUCAUGGGAGUUUGGUUUGACUAUUUUAACAGAAGAAAAUAUAUUUUUUUUAAUAAUAUCCAUGCAGAUUUACAAUGGCGGGUAGUGUGUUGCCCAUGGGAAUUUUACUUGCACAAAAAUGUUCUGAGGGCAGAAUGAAAAAUGGUUCAGAGAGAUAACCAAUCAGAUUGUAGAGGAGGUGGGUCCAAGCAACCAAAGGUGGCAGGGCCAACCAAUCCGAUGUCUUGGUCCUGCCUCCUCUAGUUGCUUGGAUCCCACCUCCUCUGGACCCUCAGAACAUUUAAGUAAAACUCCCAUGAGUCAGUGGAUCCUACUGUUCUGGAGAAUCUUGAUCACUUUUUUUUUUUUUGGAAGUGUGAUUUUUAUGGUUGGCAACAGUAAAAGAAUUUUUUUUUUGAUUCCAUCCAUCCAUCAGCUUAUCCGGUACAGAGUUGUAGUGGACCUGAAGCCCACCCCAGGCAUCUACAUCACAUUUAUAUAGUUAGCAGACACUUUUGUCCAAAGCAGUGUACAAGUGUGGCAGAUAGCACAUGGCAAACAUCCGUGCUGUCAAAGAGUUAAUUCCGUGAGGGCGGCUUCCAGUAAAUGCCCAGGGAUGAGGCUAAGCAGUAUUGGAGCAGGAGCUACACAACAUCUUCCAAAACAGCAAGAACCAGAUAAGACUCUUCAAGGACCAGAAGUGCAGCAUAAGAUCCAUCUGGGAAUGUAAAGAGGUAUCAGUUUAGUAUAGAAUGCAAGGCCAUUGUAGGAUAUUUUAUUUACAAAAAAAAACCCAUUAGCUUGUUAAAAUGCAAACGGGCUGCUUUUGAACAGUGAGAACAACAGUAUUUGAUUUGUUCAUGUAUAAGGACAAAUAUUUUAGAAAUUAUAAAAGUUAUUGGAGAAAAAUAUAGAGUCCUAUUAAAUUAUCUUUCAUACCGUGUACUGUAAUAGAUGCAAUGUUGUUUUGCUAUUUUAUGUGUAAUUUAACUUUUCUGUUAAUUCUUUUAUUCUGAAACAGAAUGUGUGAUCUGAGUGUGCUUAUUUGAAACUGACAGACGAUUGUAUUCUUGUGGCGAUUUUUAUACGUGUCAAAUGAAAGUGAAACUUUCGCGAUGGUUUUUAUAGUGCUCGUGCUAUCACUGUAAUUAUGUUCGACGUCCAGCUUUGGUGUCGCUCAAAAAUUUAUUUAAUACAAAACGUAUAAUCACCACCGCCGCCCAUGCAGAAGGAUUCAAUAGAAUUAAAUGACGCUGCUGAAUUGCAUGGCGAUAGCAUGUUUGCGGAAGAAAUGCGUAUUUAUGUUUUUUGUAUUUGUGAGACAAUCUUUUAACGAGCAAAGCCAUCUCUUUUUAAGCGUAACUUUGUGAACUGCCGCGAUGUUGGUAAAACAUAAGCUGUGCGGGACAGGUUAUCCAAAACCUGCUAUUUUGUUUACAGUCCAAGCGAGACUAAAAAUAGCACUGUGAGUAACCGUGAGAUAUAACUUUAAUAAUAACGGCCCCGGGAUACUGCAUUGACCUGUGCUCUCCGUGGGCGAGCGACUGACUACCUCCCAAAUUUCGUGCAGGUUACCGACGGAGGGUAAUUUUUGUUUUGGAUAAUUAAAUAUACCUGUUUUUGGAUGUUUUCUGACUGCGAAUUUCAGUUGCUGUUAUGUGGGAUUAAUGUGUUUUGGUUAAUAAAGUACUUUUUGGUUGGC